CAUCCCCUGCGCUACUUCUCUCUGUCAGUCCUCAACAUGUGCAGGUAGGACUGACUUCAGGGGGGAAUUUCAUGUCCGUGGUUCCUUCUGCUCCUGCAUCUCACCACUGCUCCUCGUUGCUGAGCCUGACUGUCUCCCGUCAAGGAGUGGAGUGAAACCAUGGCCUUCCACAGCUCUGGUUUGAAGAGGAAACAACUGUGGCGUCCAUCGAUGUCGGCGUGCUCCCCUGUCUGUAUGGCUCUACUGUCCCUGCUCCUCGCUCCAGCACUUGGACAACUAGACCUCAACCGACUAGAUGGUGAUACCGUCUGCCCACCGAUGAGAAGCGGACAAGAUGACCUUCCAGGUUUUGAUCUGAUCACCCAGUUCCAGCUGGACGUGAUCCCUCUGAAAGGCGUGAGGAAGGUGGACGGCUCCACUGCCCACCAGGUGGCCUACCGCCUGGACCGCGAGGCCAACUUCCAAAUUCCAACCAUCCUCAACUUCCCUCGAGGCUUCCCUGAAGAGUACUCCUUCAUGGUCACCUUCCGCAUGAUCAAGAACACAGUGAACAAGGUGUGGAACGUCUGGCAAGUAGUGGACGAAGACGGCAACAAACAAGCCGGAAUGAGGCUGAACGGCGACCAGCAGGCUCUGGAGUACUUCCUGAUGGGCGCUGAUGGCAACCUCCAGACCGUCACAUUCCCCGGUCUCUCUGUGCUCUUCAACACCAAGUGGCACAAAGUGAUGAUUGGCGUGGAGCGCGAGCAGGUCACUCUGUAUGUGGACUGCCAGCCUGUGGAUCAGAAGCCCAUCAAGGGCAAAGGCCCCAUCAACACAGAGGGAGACACUCUCAUUGGCAGGCUGGACGCUGAUCCCGACGCCUCCGUAGUGUUUGAACUCCAGUGGAUGUUGAUUCACUGUGACCCGAAGAGGGCCCAGAGAGAGAGCUGCAACGAGCUGCCUGCCACCGAGCCUGACAAAUCAGUCCCAGGCCCCCCAGGAGCCCCUGGCCCAGAGGGCCCCCGAGGAUCCCCAGGAGAAAACGGCAGAGAUGGAAGAGAUGGUCUUCCAGGUUCUCCUGGCAGUCCAGGCACUCCUGGCAGCAAAGGGGAGCAGGGCGAGAUCGGUCUUCCUGGACAGAGAGGCCUGCCUGGCCUUCCAGGAGCUAGUGGUCCUUCUGGCCCGAUGGGUCCCAGAGGGCCUGUAGGGGAGAGAGGACUUCCUGGCUUUCCUGGACCUGCAGGUCCUCCUGGCCCAGCAAGCGAAGGACCUCCUGGACCACCAGGGAAACCAGGUAUCCCAGGAGACGAAGGAAAUAUCGGGCCUGAGGGUCCACCUGGACCCAGAGGGACUGCUGGUAUUGCAGGGCCUCCUGGGCCUCCUGGUCCACCAGGGCCUGUGGGACCGCCUGGUGCCAGCAAUGAGGGAAGCGGGGAAGCUUGUCCUGCUGCCUGCCCUGCUGGACCACAGGGACUGGCUGGGCUGCCAGGGAUGAAGGGACACGCAGGUUUGCCUGGUGAGCCUGGAAAAGAUGGAAUACCUGGAGACAAGGGAGAAACCGGAGAGCAAGGUCUUCAGGGGCCACCAGGUCGCAUGGGAGAAGAUGGGCAAAGAGGGCCCAUUGGAUUCCCUGGAACUCCAGGAGAAAAGGGAGACAGAGGCUCUCCUGGUUUCAAUGGCGUGCCAGGACCUACCGGCCCACCUGGAGCUCCUGGCGUAGAGGGUAUCCGUGGACGUCAGGGUUUGGACGGAGCCAAGGGCGAUGAUGGAGCAGUGGGACCUCAAGGAGAGCGGGGUCCUGCAGGGGAAAAAGGAGACGUUGGAGAGCCUGGGAAAGAUGGAGUGAAUGGACUUCCUGGAGCUGAUGGAGCCAAGGGAGAGGCUGGUACACCUGGAGGUAUUGGUGUCAGAGGGAUUGUGGGUAUUCCAGGGCUGCCAGGGAAGCAGGGAGUAGUUGGACCCGCUGGUGCAAAGGGAGAUACUGGUGCUGAGGGACCCAUCGGGCCGGUUGGACUUCCUGGAAAGACUGGCGAGUCUGGAAAAGAUGGAGAGGAUGGGAAACCAGGAGAUAAAGGAGCAACUGGUGAAACAGGAAAACAAGGGCCAGUUGGGCCUGCAGGUCCUCCAGGCAUCCAGGGUGACAAAGGAGACAGAGGUAGCACUGGUGCCAAAGGACUGAAGGGUCACACUGGACACAAAGGUGAUCAGGGGCCUAUGGGACCAAUGGGACCUAAAGGAAGUCAGGGGGACACGGGUAUGGCAGGAGAUCCUGGAGUCAAAGGAGACCAGGGCCCUCCUGGUGUUACUGGAAUCAAAGGAGAGCGAGGAGAGAAGGGCCAAAGAGGAGCUACAGGAGAUGAGGGCAGACCAGGCCAGCCGGGCCAUGAGGGUUUGGCCGGUCCGAUCGGAGCAAGAGGGCUGGAGGGAGAACCAGGCGUUCCUGGACCACCAGGUCCCAGAGGUCAACCUGGCCCGAAAGUGACUGAUGAGAAGCUUCGGGAAAUGUGCUCAGCCGUUGUUGAAGAACAAUUAGCAGAGUUUAUGAAAGAGUUUCUGAAGAGGCCAGCAGCCAUCGGUGCCCCUGGUACUCCUGGACCGGCGGGACCUCCCGGCGCCCCUGGACCAGCUGGAGUGGCAGGAGCAGCAGGGGCUCCGGGGCCGGCGGGUCCCAAAGGUCAUCCAGGCUUCUUUGGACUUCCAGGCGCACCAGGCAUGAAAGGUGAUGCCGGGGAAAAAGGAGCAAAGGGAGACAAGGGAGAGGACGGUGUAGGAAUCAAAGGAAGCCCAGGCGCACCAGGUGCAGCAGGUGCACAAGGUCCUCCCGGCAUAGGCAAGGAUGGCAAAAAUGGGGAACGUGGUGACACAGGAAGUCCUGGUGCCCCAGGAGCAGCUGGUCCAAGGGGACCUUCAGGGCCACCCGGGCUAUGCGACCCAUCGACCUGUAUAGGCAGACUCCCACCUUUCUACAUGGUCAGUGGAAAGAAGUCUGCCGGUUACAAAAACCCAUGAGACAUCACAGCUCAUUGACACACCCCAGAUCUCAUCCUGCAGUGACCACGUUCACGGGCUUCUCAGGAGUCCAGGGCAUGGUGACCUUUGGGAGUCCUUAAAUGUGUCCAUCUGAACCACAGAUCUAAGAGACGCGAAGGGAAACAGAGACAAGGCACAAUUGUAGAAUACUGUAUAGAUGUUUUAACUUGUAUGUGAUUUUAGCUUAUCUGAUGUUCAAAGAUAGCUGCUACUGAUGCCAAAGCAACUUCUUCCAGCCGACGACAGGCACGCAUGCCCUUGAGUUGUCCCACAUGAAUCCAUGCGAUUACAACUGCUGAUUACAGGUGCUGAUCUCCUCUUAUGCAUGUACUUUAUCAUUCCUUGAAUAAGCUCCCCGAAAAAGAUGCUUCUACUCUUUUAGCUCCAUAAAACCUACAGCGUAGCAGACGCCAUUUUGACCCGCUGAUUAUCCACUGCAGUCAUGAGCCAGAUAGAAACACAAUCAGUUAAAGGGGGAUGUUUUGAGUUUUUGCUUCCGAAACAAAAUUACAUUAACAUUUACAAAAGUCACUACAAGUGCAGACCUGAGCUGACAUCUCCAACAAUGUGCUUUUUCAUUUAGGACCAUUUGUUUUUCCUGAUUUUGUCAUGUUAAUGUUUCAAACAAUGUAAUAAAGUGAUAUGUUUUGGAAGUGUUGCA
Epinephelus lanceolatus (giant grouper) is the source of this 3673-nucleotide messenger RNA. It is a transcript of the gene col9a1c, whose product is annotated as collagen, type IX, alpha 1c. Gene Ontology annotation, molecular function: extracellular matrix structural constituent conferring tensile strength. The record is from RefSeq and is a predicted model, not a curated record. Gene Ontology annotation, biological process: extracellular matrix organization. NCBI's taxonomy places the organism in Eukaryota, Metazoa, Chordata, Actinopteri, Perciformes, Serranidae.